Polistes dominula (European paper wasp) is the source of this 2474-nucleotide messenger RNA. It is a transcript of the gene Rnf11, whose product is annotated as Ring finger protein 11. Gene Ontology annotation, biological process: ubiquitin-dependent protein catabolic process. Gene Ontology annotation, molecular function: ubiquitin protein ligase activity. Gene Ontology annotation, cellular component: ubiquitin ligase complex. The record is from RefSeq and is a predicted model, not a curated record. Lineage: Eukaryota; Metazoa; Arthropoda; Insecta; Hymenoptera; Vespidae.
UGAAUAAAUACGAUACCAUUCAAAAUUUGAUUUCAAAAUACUACGUAGUACAAGAUUCAACAUGGCCGACAAACGAGGACCAAUAGAAAGACGCCCUUUUACGUUCAUUUACGGAACACUACGCAUAGCCAAUAAGACCAUGCCUUUGUCCAAUCAGUUCGUACAAACAGUUCUUACGACUAAGAAGUAUUAACAGAGUAAAAAACAUGUACUACCUCGAUGUAAGAAAUAUUUUUUUUCUCAAAUUUGUGACUAACUUCCAUAGUCUGUUUGUCUAUAUCUUUAAAUGUGUGCGUGAGACCACUCAGCUGUUAGUUGUAUGAGUAUAUGACAGGAGAUGUUCUGGUCAUAACAAUUCGCGUGUGGUGUAUAUUGUCAAAACGAGACGAUUUGUUAUAUUCAUCGUGCAAUUAAAUUUAGUCUUGUGACAAGUAACUAAAGAAAGUUAUGCUCUUGUAAAAAGAAAUGAGGACUGCGUUUGGUACGUCUCAUAUUGCUUUGCUAAUUGUUUUCUAAUACGACAUCGGACUCGAAGUCGAAUGAGAAGCAGUGAUAAAGGAGGAAUCGUUGAUAGGAACUUGAUUGCACAUCAAAAUGGGAAAUUGUCUGAAACGCGCGGGAGGCACUCAACAGGACAAUACCACUUUGCUCAGCAGCAAUCCCGAUCCUUCGAUGAUCGGAAGUUCUUCUCAAGAAGUACUUGGAUCUCAAAUACCUUAUAAUGAAAUUAUGGGAUCUUAUUAUCCAGCAGUAGCAACAAGAGAGCAUCGUUUACAAUCUAAUUUAAAUGUUUCACGUGGAAUAGGAGUUAAUUUAGGACUUGGCGUUACACCUGGUAGUAUAAGCGAAGAAGAGCAGCAGGUACGAAUUGCAAAGCGUAUAGGACUUAUACAACAUUUGCCCAUGCGGCAAUAUGAUGGUACGAAGAAAGGAGAAUGUGUGAUAUGCAUGAUGGAGCUUAUGAUAGGAGAAGAAGUACGCUAUCUACCUUGUAUGCAUACUUAUCAUGCAGUGUGUAUCGACGAUUGGUUACUUCGUUCACUCACUUGUCCGUCAUGCAUGGAACCGGUAGAUGCUGCUCUCAUUAGUUCGUAUCAUCCUACUACCUAAUAUCACAAAAAAUCUACUGGAAUAGUUGGUCGGAAAUCCGAUUAAACUAACAGGCUAAGCAAAGUGACUUGAAGAAUUGCUAAUUUUAUCAUUACAUACAAAUGCUUGAUUAUGGAAAGACUACUCGAUUAAAGGCUAAUUAUAUUUACUAUUGUAUAUGAUAUGAUACAUAUAUAUAUGCGCCUGUGCUAAUUGAUAAGUAUAACAGUGAAAUAUUUGAAUUAUGAGUAUCCUUUAUAUGAUACUUCCUUGUUAUAAAUCAAGUAUUAUAUUUGAGUUGGAAGAAAAUAAUAAGUUUUAUUUCUGUAAUAGAAAUGCAAUACCAACAUGAUCUCUUUCUUGUAAACUAUCAUGUAUGUAUUAUUUUGUAGGAAUAUAUAAUAUUCUUAUUAUUUUGUGGCCUGAGUAAACUCAAAUCAAGCAUAUAAAUAACAUGAAAAUACAAUUUAAUUAUGUAGACAUAGAUCUACGUCAUGUUAAAGUAGUCGAGACAUGGUAGGAAAAAGUGUAUGCAGUUGUGGUAAACAUAAACAAUAGGGGACUAUAUAAUAAAUAUAGUUGAUUCUUCCUUUUUUUUUCAUAAUGUUAUCUAUAUUUUUUCAUUACUUCUUAUGUGUAAUUUUAACUUAUAUUGAAAAGUAUUGAAAUGUAGAUAAUUUAUAAUUUUGAAAAAGUAAGCAUAAAUCCUACAGAUUGUAAUUUACUUUUGAUUUGUUGCAUAAUCCCCAAUUGUUGAGAAGUAUGCAGUAGCUCAUUCGUAUUCAAGCAUAAUCUGACAUCUAAUCAGGAUUGAUUGUUAAGCUUUUAAAAGAUUAGUUAUCUAAAUAUGAAAUGCAUAAUGUGAUCUAGUAAAUUAUAAGUGUAAGGGUGCGAAACAUCGAUGGAAUCUAUAUUUUCAUAAUGAACUUGACUUGUAAGCAUUUCAAUUAUUCUAUUAACUUGAAAUCUUUGGUGCAUUUUUUUCUUAUAUUUCAUAAGAAUAUCAAUAAUUGCACUAUUAUUAUGUAAUGAAACAUUACACAAAAUUCAUACAAUCGCACAUUGCAUUGCAUCAACAUUGUUAAUGCUUCCUCUAACAGAGACAAAACUAAGAAUGAUACAAUAAUUAAAAUGUAUCUUUAACUUGUAUUAAUGGUUUAUCGUAUUAAACUUGUUGCUGCAACUACAGUUUAAUGAAAUACUCUGCAUUAUAUAUGAGAUGGCUGCAAAUGAAACAUUCACAAAGAAUUGUAUAAAUUAAAUUUCGUAAUAUCAAGAAAAUACAUAUGGUUGCGGUGAUUAUUUUUCUAUUGUUGAAUUUGAGAUCUAGAUUUACAUAACACACAUUUUAUAGAAUAUCUUUUAGCUUCAAGACAAAUCAAACA